Molecule: messenger RNA, 1801 nt
Organism: Tachyglossus aculeatus (Australian echidna)
Lineage: Eukaryota; Metazoa; Chordata; Mammalia; Monotremata; Tachyglossidae
Gene: ANTXR1
Product: ANTXR cell adhesion molecule 1
Exons: 18
Coding region: 125-1801 (558 amino acids)
Cellular component (GO): membrane
Molecular function (GO): signaling receptor activity
Source: RefSeq, a predicted model, not a curated record
GGAAAAGGAAAAAUAAAAAAAAGAAGUUACCCCGCAAGGGUAACGGUGAAUGGCUUAUUCCUAGGGGCUCCGGGCGAAGCUGCAGAUUUGGGAAAAAGGGAGAUUUGGGCUCCUCUCUUUGGAUAUGAUGGCUGUUGUGGAGAGGAGAGGACUGAAGAUUGGCUUCCAGCGUCUUUUCCUGGCCGCUUUGGUGUUUGCCUGUGCUUCUGGAUCCGGAGGAAAUAGGGACAAAGAAGUACCUGCCUGUUAUGGAGGCUUUGACCUGUAUUUCAUUUUAGACAAAUCCGGCAGUGUUCUGCAUCACUGGAAUGAAAUUUACUUCUUUGUGGAACAUUUGGCCCACAAAUUCAUCAGCCCCCAACUGAGGAUGUCCUUCAUAGUGUUUUCUACAAGAGGUUCCACUCUAAUGAAGCUAACAGAAGACAGGGAACAGAUCCGUCAAGGUUUGGAAGAAUUACAGAAGGUCCUACCUGGAGGAGACACCUAUAUGCAUGAAGGAUUUGAAAGGGCCAGUGAGCAGAUAUACCAUGAAAAUUGGCAAGGUUACAGGACGGCUAGUGUGAUUAUUGCUUUGACCGACGGAGAACUCCAUGAGAAUCUCUUCUUCCACGCGGAGCAGGAGGCCAACAGGUCUCGGGACUUUGGGGCGACGGUCUACUGUGUGGGCGUGAAGGAUUUCAACGAGACGCAGCUGGCCCGCAUCGCCGACAGCAAGGACCACGUAUUUCCAGUAAAUGACGGCUUCGAAGCUCUGCAGGGGAUCAUCGAUUCGAUUUUGAAGAAAUCCUGCAUAGAGAUUCUUGCUGCCGAACCUUCGAACAUUUGCGCAGGAGAAACAUUUCAAGUCGUGGUGAGAGGAAACGGGUUCCGUCACGCCCGUAACGUGGACAGAGUUCUCUGUAGCUUCAAGAUCAACGACACGGUGACGCUCAAUGAAAAGCCCUUCGUUGUGGAAGACACCUACUUGUUGUGUCCAGCCCCUGUCUUGCAAGAAGUCGGCAUGAGAGCAGCCCUGCAGGUGAGCAUGAACGACGGCCUCAGCUUCAUCUCCAGCUCGGUCAUCAUCCGUACCGCGCACUGCUCGGAUGGCACCAUCCUGCUCCUGGUGCUACUCAUCCUCUUCCUCCUUCUGGCCCUGGCUCUGCUCUGGUGGUUCUGGCCUCUCUGCUGCACCGUGAUAAUCAAAGAGCCCCCUCCACCCCCUGAGGAGGAAAGCGAGGAAGAAGAUGACGACGGUUUGCCGAAGAAGAAAUGGCCAACAGUGGACGCCUCUUAUUACGGUGGGCGAGGAGUCGGGGGCAUAAAGAGGAUGGAGGUCCGCUGGGGAGAGAAAGGCUCCACGGAGGAGGGGGCCAAGCUGGAGAAGGCCAAGAACGCCCGCGUGAAGAUGCCGGAGCACGAGAUGGAGUUCCCCGAGCCACGCGUCCUCCACAGUGCCAUGCGCCGGACUUCCUCGCCACGCAAGUGGUACACACCUAUCAAGGGAAAACUGGACGCCCUUUGGAUCCUGCUCAGGAAGGGGUACGACCGCGUGUCCGUCAUGCGCCCGCAGCCCGGAGACAAGGGCCGCUGCGUCAACUUCACCCGCGUGAAGAAUAACCAGGCCACCAAAUACCCGCUCAACAACGCCUACCGGCCCCCAAUGGCCCCAGCGGGCCCCGUCUACACCCCUCCUCCCCCGACAUUUCCCACCCCGUCCACCCCUCCGCCGUCCAUCGCACUCCCCCCUCCUCCUCCUCAGGCACCCCCUCCCAACCGGGUCCCACCCCCCUCCCGCCCCCCACCUCGCCCGUCCAUCUAG